This is a messenger RNA of Dentiscutata heterogama, 1258 nucleotides long. NCBI's taxonomy places the organism in Eukaryota, Fungi, Glomeromycota, Glomeromycetes, Diversisporales, Gigasporaceae. The record is from the annotation of a GenBank genome assembly.
AUGGCUCCUAAUAAAAGAAAUUUACGAAAGAACAUUCAUACCACACAGGAACCUAAAAAAGUAACUCCUGUUAGAAAAGCAACUUCCGCUAAAAAAGCAACUCCUAUUAGAAAAGCAACUUCUGUUAAAAAAGCGACUGCAAAAGCAGCAACUCGCACUAGAAAAGCAACUCCUAUCGAUCCUGAAGAACAAAUAAUUGAAGAUAUUGUAGAGAUUAUGGAUAAUAGAGUGGACAAUUUACGAGGUGAUUUAAGCGAAAAUGAAGAUGAAUUAGUUGAAGAUUAUUUAGGAGAGGACAAUUUAGAAGAUAAUAAUUCUGCAGAAGUAUCGGCUCGUAAUUCUGACAAUAUUAAUGAGUUAGCACGUACAGAGACUUCACAUUCUGUAACAAAAUCUAAAGGCAAGGGUAUUGCGACAGCACUAGAUGAGAAUUCGGCAUCAAAUUCAAUUACAAAAAUAGUAAAUUCCGCAGCAAAAUCACAUAAAAAUAAUGAAAAUGAUUUUGAAUGGUAUAAUUUACCUCAAGAACCUCAAGAACCUCAAAAAGCUUUAACAGAGCUUUAUAAUUCAUCAAAUGAACUUGAAGCUGCUAUGUGGGUAGUUCACCAUCCAAGUGUUUUAAAUUUAGCCAACAUUAUAUAUAACGGGAGGAAAACUAAAAUACAAGACAGUGAUAAAAUAUCUGAAAUAUCGACUAAUUCAUGCAAUUCUAUGGAUGUUGUAGAAAUUACUAAGCAUAUGAAAUGGCAAUUGCAAAACGAAUGCAAGGCUCUUUUUCUUUGUACAAGAAACAAUACCAAAGAUCUAUACGAAGAGCUAGCCGUAAAAGUAUGCAAAAUUCGAAAAAGUGAUCACCGUAUGGCGACAUUAGUCAAAGACAUGGGUAGUUGGUUCGAUGUUUAUCGUCACAAUCUUCAUGUUGCUAUUACAACUCUUGCAGAUGAUUUUGCUACAACACAUCAACAAGAAGAAGAACUGUCAAUUAGUCAGUUAUAUGAAUUCAUAAGCGAAGUAACCUGGAAAAAAGUACUCAGGGUGCAUUUGCAAGCUACCGAUUUGCCAGUAUUAAAUAACGAUUCAGAAAUAAUUACAAAGCUCGGUACUUUUAUACGCCAAGCCGUUAGAGAUGUUCUUAUUGCACAGAAUAAACAACAAGAUACUAGAAUUGCGAUUAGGAAAUGUGACGAAAUCACUUUAGAUUUAAAAAUUCCAACUAAACUUGGAAUAGUCAAAACUUUACCUGUUAGGACACUUUUGA